Messenger RNA from Chironomus riparius, 1863 nucleotides. The record is from the annotation of a GenBank genome assembly. NCBI's taxonomy places the organism in Eukaryota, Metazoa, Arthropoda, Insecta, Diptera, Chironomidae.
AUGUCAAAUUAUAUCUGCAAAGUCUCUAAAGACGUCAUCAAAGCUAAGAAUCACAACCAGGAUGUGCUCAUUGUAAAUUUAGGUGGUAAAAUGUGGUUAUCGACAGUCAAUGACAUUGCUCGAUGUGUUGGACAUGAAAAUGCUGUUUUAGUUAAUGAUUUCAAGAAGCCAUUGACUGAAAAGACUUUAAGGAAAGCUAAUUUAAUCAUAAUGUUUGCAGAAAGUAAAAUGAUUAACUUGAAUCAAUUGGUUACAACACAUCAUUUUGGAACUGCUUGGCAUCAAAAGGCUAAAAUUUUAUGGAUUGUCCCAGCUACAGCUUCUUUAAAUCAGCGAUUAAGUAUUGUUUCAACAUUUAUGCACUUUGGGUUUCUUGAUGUUGCUGUUGUCUUUGAAAAGCCAUUCGGCAUACAGGUUGAAGUAUUGACUUCAAUGACUCGACAUUUUAGUGUUUACACAAAUGAGUUCAAUCAUUCUUUGGUAUUUCCUGAUAAAUUAAAGUCAAUGAAUCGAUUCAUGUACAGCAUUAUUGUCUAUGAUCAGCCUCCAAUGGUUAGAAUUGUCAAUGAAACUGUUUACAGUCCACUUGUAUACUUCUUAUUAGCUGUUGCACAUGUCCAAAAUGCUCGACUGUCAUUGAUGAUUAUUAAUGAUUAUCAUUUAAUGGAAAAAUUUUGGUAUGAUCGGAAGAUGGACUUGACACUUAAUACUGGUGUGUUAAUUAACGCACCAGAGCCGAAACUUCAAACCUAUGUUCAAAAUGGAUACUGUGCCUUAGUUCCAUUACCACCUAAGGUUCCAGUUUUUCAGUCAAUCUUUAUUGAACCAUUCGAUGGACUAACUUGGCUGUUCUUAUUAGUCACUGUGGCUUGCUCUGUUGCUGUUUGGUGGAUGUUCCGCGGUCGUGGUGCUGUCGAUUCUCCUUGGCUGCUUGCUUAUGGCAUGUUUGUCAUAUUCAUCGGACAAGGUGUUAACUUCAGUCGCAAGAAUCGUUUGGUGCUGACUUUUCUGCUGGAGUUGAUCAUUGUAAUGGUUUGGAUACUCUGCAAUGCGUACGAAGGUGUCAUCACCUCCUUCAUGAUUCAACCAAUCCACGAAUAUCGACUAGAGACUUUUGAUGACUUGGUUGCAUCACAUUACGAGAUCAUGACUGAUGGUGCUUUUGCAUCAAAAAUAUCCAAGUCUGAAGCAUAUAAAGUACUUAAGCCUAGACUAAACACAUCUGGUCAGCAACUAGGCAUUCAGUUUGGAUAUGAGAUCAAGCGACAGCAUUAUGUGUUCAUCAUAAAGUGUGACCGUGCUGAAAUGUGGAUAGACUUGCAUUUAGGUCAAACUGAAAAGAAAGUUUCUGAUUUUUACUAUCUGAUGCAACAGAAGUUCUUGCUGUAUUUUGAACAGCUUGAAGCUAGCUAUAUGAAUCCAUUCCUAGAUCGCUUCCAAUAUUUUAUGGAUUUAUCAUUUCAAGCUGGAUUAAUGCAAAUGUGGAAAUUGCUUGCAUUUGAAAAUAGCAAAAUGACAAGAACAAUUAAGUCAUCAAUUGAAGCUGCAUACCUUAAACUUGAAGAUUUAACUCAAGUGUUCAGCAUUCUUGUUGUUGGUUGCGUGAUGUCGACUAUUCUAUUUCUUUUCGAGAUAUUCUUUCAUGACAUCCUAAAAGAGUUGAAACUCGCAAAUUUAGCACGGAAGUUGAGGAAUCGAGUACAUCAGAUGGCACUUAAGAAGAAGAAGCAGUCAAAGAAUCCAAAAUAUCAAAAAGGUGCACUUUACUACAUCGUUCAUAGACACAAGAGAGUCAAGAGAUUGAAGGCUAGAAAGAUGAAAGUUCGAAGUAUUUAUGUCCAGCCUAGGUUCCCUUUGGAUUAA